This is a messenger RNA of Gadus morhua (Atlantic cod), 2192 nucleotides long. Its product is annotated as zinc transporter ZIP9. Gene Ontology annotation, cellular component: membrane. The transcript is spliced from 7 exons. The record is from RefSeq and is a predicted model, not a curated record. Gene Ontology annotation, biological process: transmembrane transport; zinc ion transport. Gene Ontology annotation, molecular function: metal ion transmembrane transporter activity. Lineage: Eukaryota; Metazoa; Chordata; Actinopteri; Gadiformes; Gadidae. The coding region runs from base 189 to 1106 and encodes 305 amino acids.
CGGAGUAACAAGAGGGAACAGGAAUGGGCAGGCUGUACAGUAGGAGCGUCAUUUGGUUCUCCGUGUCGGAGCACACCAGUUAUUUGAAUGGACGCGUGUUCGUCAGACGCACUUUUGCACUUCGAGCUCCAGUAAUAUAGUAUUAAAGUGAUAUAACAACGCUACACAGCAUAUACGGGAACGUGACUAUGGAGGGGGGAAUCGCUAUCUUAUGUUUAUCGGUUGCCAUGUUUUUUGGAUGUUUAGUAAUCGGCUGGAUUCCACUCUUAAUCAAACUUUCUGAUCGAAGCCUACAAAUUGUCGCGAUCCUGGGAGCAGGUCUCCUGUGCGGGACAUCUCUGGCGAUCAUCAUCCCGGAGGGAACCGACCUUCUCCAUGAUACAUGGAAAGCCUCUGAAACCGCACUUGUUCAAAACAACAGCAGUGGGACGACGGUGGUGUCGUUUGCCAACAGGAUCCCCUCUCGGUUCUACAUCGGCUUAUCUCUAGUGUUCGGUUUCAUCUUCAUGUUUGUGGUGGAUCAGCUCAGCCUCUACUUCUCCACGGCGACGCGCGGUUCAGGAUGCAUGCCCAACAACAGCGGCAUCACUGCAUCCUUGGGGCUAGUGAUCCAUAGUGCAGCCGAUGGCGUGGCGCUGGGGGCGGCGGUGGCCUCUCCCGACAUGGCGGUGCAGGUCAUAGUGUUCGUGGCUGUCAUCAUGCACAAGGCCCCGGCGGCGUUUGGCAUGGUCUCCUUCUUGAUCCACAUGGGGGUGAACAAGAGGCUGAUACAGGGUCACCUGCUGGCCUUUUCGGCCGCUGCUCCUAUUUUUGCCAUCUGCACCUACUUCAUCUUGACCGCGGUGGGUGGUUCUACCCAGAGCCGACUCACUGCUACGGGCGUGGGCAUGCUGUUCUCAGGCGGGACCUUUCUGUACGUGGCCACCGUACACGUUCUCCCCGAGGUCAGCUCGGGCCAUGGACACCACCUGUCGCCCGGGGACCUCCAGCACCUGACGGAGGCUGUCGCUGAACCCAGGGGGCCGAUGGGUCUCUUGGAGAGUCUGACCUUUAUCGGUGGAGCAGCCAUUCCUGUUCUGCUGGCGCUCGGGCUGCAGGACGACUGAUGCAACAUCCUAAGAGAAACAAUGUGCUAGUGUACACCUUAAAGGCAAAUCAAGCAUGGCUUUGACGCUAGGGGAAUUGACUUGAAUGAGAGCUCUGGGAAACUUCUCUCUUAGAUAUGCUGUCUGAAUGACCAUCCCGCAUUUCAUUACCAGGCUGGAAGUGUGUCUCAUCAGUAUCAAGUUUUUUUUUUUCCAUUGUGCGAUGUGAAAGGAAGACAACAUUUCUGGGACAUGGCAUUCUGGAUGUAAUCCUAGCUCAUGUGUGAAUACCAGGAAGGCAGAUUUGUACUCUGUCAAUAGGAUCCUUGGAUGUAGUCCACUAUCUUGAUGUUGCACCCUCUAAGAUAACACUGAUGAAACAUAAACUAGGUCACAGGUUUUUUCACAUUGUUUGUUUCUUAUAACAUUCAGCUGGAUAGCGUACACAGUCUGUACUGUACAGAUAUCAAAUAUCAAUAUGAAUCUAGAAUACACUGUGUGUGGGGAGUGUUCUGAAGAGUCAUAUGUCUGGGGUGAGAACGGUCUACCCUGGACCAGGGGGCGGGCAGUUAACUGAGUGAUGGCAGAUUUCAGCCAAUCAUCUUCUCCGUAGUGUGGUGUAGCUUUAAGGAAGUUCUUUGAAUAACCGUAAAUCACACAAAAAGUUUGCUAGCAAUGUCUUAAUUGAAAUGGCCCAAUGUUAGCUUAGUUUAAGAUUCAUUGCCAAUGUUUAUUAAAUGUACUUUAUUCAAAAUGUAGUAUUUGCAAGAAAUAUCUUUUAUAAAGAAAAUAAAUCAUUGUAAUACACAUAUUUGCCUGUUCUAUGCAUAAUACUGUGAUACCCAAUACAACAUGGCCUAAUACAUACUUGUGUCUGUUGCCUGCUUAUAGGCAAAAACUGAAAAACAAGUAAAGCCAGUUCAGGGACAUUUACACAUGGAACGGCUGAUGAUGUCCCAGAAGUGCCUUGAUAUAUUUUACCAGCAAUGUCAGCGUUAAAUGUGCUGACGACAGUUGAAGAACCUGUUUUUUUCAUAUAACAUAUUUCCGUGUACCAUUGACCCUCUUUGAACCUCCAUGUGAUUAAUAAAAACAAACAAAUACAGA